CGGUCGUGACGUACACCUCAUUCGGGGAUCUUUAAUCCGCUGCCGCAGCAACGGAGCCGGUAUCGAGAGGAGGGGGUAGCGCGCUCGGUCAGGGUAGGAUUGCGUAUAAUAAAGCCGAAUUUAACCUGCCAUUCAAUGAUUGUGUUCAUUGCGUAAAACGAAAACGAAAAUGUGGCUGUUUCAUCGCUAGCUAAACCCCUCCUCUCUAGCUAUUAAUUGGGCUGAGAUUCGUCUCCCGUAUUGUUCCCUCACUUGAGACUGCGAACCUACAACGGCAGUCCUUGGAUACGAUUUUAACCCGUAUUUUCACAUCAAUAAAUGGGUGAUUACGGGUGCGGCUUAUUACAGGCAGCGAACGUACAUAGCUCCUUCCCUGGUGAACGCGCAUUCAGAUCCUUCACUUCUCCGGUUUCUCGAGGCCACCGGAGCCCCUGCUCGCCCUUGGUUUCUGGCAGUAGCGUCGCCUUCUCGCCCGCUCGGGUCUCAGCCGCCGCGCUUUAGCAAACCAUGCACAAUGAGCUUGUGAGGGUGACAACAGCACAACGACACCCGUUGCCUGAGAACAACUGCGACAACCAAAAUAUCAACAAAACCGGAAAACAAGUUAACGACAGCCAAGCAGGAAAGCAACUGGGUUCCUUCGCGUUGGAAUACAACCUCCUGAACCAAAUCCAGGACCUGUCCGACUUCGGUGAAGACAUUUUCUGUACGACGCAGUUUAUCUGUGACCUUCAGCACGACCGGAAAACACAUCAGCAGUUAAUUCAGCACACUGAGUUUGGCAGCACAGCCUCGCCCCCACCCCGAGGACAAACCAGUCACCUGCCGCAGAAGCAGUCCUUCCCCGGUCUCCGCGUCGCUGACCGCUGCGCACACGCCGGUUCUGAUCGAAUCAACGGCGAUUCAGAGGAGGAGGCUGAAGCCGGCGAGGAGACCGCCGUGCCGCUGUCGCCCGCUAGCGCAAAUCCAAUCAAGGAUCAUCUCCAGAUGGACUCCGCCAUCACCCACCACAUCAAUAACGGCCAUGGCAGCAACACUGGCAAUAUGUUGUCCGGAGGUCUCGGAGCCGGUUUUCCGAAUCUCCAAACCCAAGAGAUGCAGAAUGCGGGCUCGGCCUCGCCCCCCCUCCUGGGAUUCGGGACCCCAUGGUCAGUUCAGACAAACUCCCCACCGCCUUCUGGUCCUAAUUCAGCCAAUCCCAUCCACACCAACGCGAUUAAACACAUGCCCAACUCCGAAUCUGACAACGGGUUCUACCCGGCCAUUCCCGCCUCAAUGAACCCAGCCUUCUUCCAGAGUUUCUCGCCAGUGUCCGGGAAUCCGUGCGCGGGGAUGAACGUGCAGGGCUUCAACAGUCCCUUCUCGCCUCAGAUCAACCUCCCCCAGCCGCCACAGAGCCGCCGCUCCCCCGUCAGCCCCCGCAGCCAGCACCAGGGCGCCUACCUGCAGCAGAGGAACAACUACAACCACCACCACCAGCCCGUGGCGAAGCAGGCUCCCUGGGGUCUCCACCAGGGCAGUGGCUGGUCCUCCGGGGGGGUGUCCUGGGGGCGGGACCAGCGUCGCGGGGGCGGCCUGGGCAUGCCCGGCUCCGUCAGCCAGGUGUCUCCCAUGAAGAAGCCGUUCUCCAGCACGGUGAUCGCCCCACCCAAGUACCCCCGCUCCCCAGGCAUGGGGCCCAAGUCCUGGGUGGAGGAGGCCAUGUACGCCACGGACAGCAACAGCAACUCGCUGCUGCCCCACCAGGAUCGUCCCAGAAUGUACGACAGUCUGAACAUGCACUCCCUGGAGAGCUCUCUGAUUGACAUCAUGCGGGCCGAGCAGGAUCCAAUGAAAGCCAGGGGCUAUGGAAGACGCAGAGGUCGCUCCUCCCUCUUUCCCAUUGAGGACAGUCUCCUUGACGACGGCCAUGGUAACCAGGGGGGGCUGGGGCCUCCUUGCUACCCCCACCAGAACGGAGAGCACCUAGAACGCUUCUCCCGCAAGGUGUUUGUGGGGGGGCUGCCCCCCGACAUAGACGAAGAUGAGAUCACGACCAGCUUCCGCCGUUUCGGUCACCUGGUGGUGGACUGGCCUCACAAGGCUGAGAGCAAGUCCUACUUUCCCCCUAAAGGCUACGCCUUCCUGCUGUUCCAGGAGGAGAGCUCUGUCCAGGCGCUGAUCGAGGCUUGUAUUGAGGAGGACGGCAAGCUGUACCUCUGUGUCUCCAGCCCCACUAUCAAGGAUAAACCUGUCCAGAUCCGGCCCUGGAACCUGGGCGACAGUGACUUUGUGAUGGACGGCUCCCAGCCUCUCGACCCCCGCAAGACCAUCUUCGUGGGGGGGGUGCCCCGGCCCCUCCGAGCAGUGGAGUUGGCCAUGAUUAUGGAUCGUCUGUACGGAGGUGUGUGUUACGCCGGCAUUGACACCGACCCAGAGCUCAAGUAUCCCAAGGGGGCGGGGCGUGUGGCCUUCUCCAAUCAGCAGAGCUACAUCGCUGCCAUCAGCGCCCGAUUUGUCCAGCUGCAACACGGAGACAUUGACAAGCGGGUGGAGGUGAAGCCCUACGUCCUUGACGACCAGCUGUGUGACGAGUGCCAGGGCGCCCGCUGCGGGGGCAAGUUCGCCCCGUUCUUCUGCGCCAACGUCACCUGUCUGCAGUACUACUGUGAUUUCUGCUGGGCCAACAUCCACUCGCGCGCCGGCCGCGAGUUCCACAAGCCACUGGUCAAGGAGGGCGCAGACCGCCCCCGACAGAUCCACUUCCGCUGGAACUGAGGUGGCGUGGGGGCGGGGCGUGGGGGGGUGGCAUCCAGGAAGUAAGGACAGACAGGCAGGAAGUGAUGCGCAGACAGACAGGUGUGUCACUGUGCCUGUCCUCCCCCUAAGCUAUCAGUAUAAAAGACAUAAAUACUAUACAGUAUGUCGAUAUAUAUACAGUCUGUAUCUUUUUUAGCAGCCAAACAGUACAAGCCUCAGUUUUUCACCAAAAUCCCGUUCCCAUCUCAGGCUCCAACAACACUUUUGUGGUACUUUCAUGUUUUGUAAGAGAGGACAUUUAAAAAAUAAUAAUAAUAAUAGAUUGCGUUUUUGUAGUUUUUCAAAUUAUUUUUAUAUAUUUAAGGUAGAUAUGAGAAUGUUGUUGCAUGGGGGGGCAGCCUGUCUCUGUCUGUCUGUGAGUCUUGCUGCUGCUAGCUGCUUUCUAGAAAGUGUAGCGCUUUCUGGGAAAUCUUUGAUUCUACAAUCUCACCCCAGGUCCUUACCAAAGGUAGCUAAACAUUAGGAAGCAUAAAAGUGAUACAUUUCGCUAAAACUCGAACUUGCUAUUGUUGUUUUCACUGUCUCCUGAUUUCAGAACAGGUUAACAACAGCUUAAGUUGACAUCUGCUGUAAUUAAUUAUAUCUAUAAUUCCUAAUGAUCUAUUAGCUAAUGGUUUAUUUCAGCGAGUCAGCUAUAUCUGUGCUCACGUUGACCCGUAAAAUCAUACCUCAAAAUACAAAUCUGGUUUGUACUAAGCUCUAUUGAAACAAGUUUUAUCACAAGCUAUAUUAGAAGCUUUGCUGCUAUGUUACUAAAUGAAUGGAAGUGUUAUAGUUGACCACACGUGCAGUCAGAGGGCAUAGGCCUCACACUUGUAGCCUGGCAGAGUUGAAUAGGAAAAUCAAGGUGCAUGUUUGUGUCAUCACACCUGCAUGAGGAAUAGUUUCCAACACACAGCAGAGAUGGGAGCAUAUACACCACUCACGUCCUACCAAUAAAUAUGAAGCCCAGGCAGAAUAGCAUGGUCAAUAUUUCCUGAAGCCAAGGUUGUACGAUAUUUAAACAGUUCAUCGACAGAUAGCGUGUAACUCAAAUACGUAAAAAAAAAAAAAAGGGUUGAAAAAAAUAUAUCUUGCAUGCGUUGAUGUUUCCAUGUGGUUUGAUCCGUUUACAUGAUACAAAACCCGAUACUGGUUGGUGUGUACAUUCGUGAAAGCCGCCAUUUUGGGACCCUGGUGAGAAUCAGGGUGUUCGGCUUAGUGUCUGUGUCUGUGUUGUUCAGUGCCGUCUGUGGCGUUGUCAGUGUGGAUUCAAGUGUUAGAUGAAUUCAAUCUAUAUGUAGCACAGAAAGACAACAUCGAAACAGUUUUGCCCUUAAUCCCUUCCCCCCUUUAAUAAUUACCAAGGUUACCGCACUGUACUGUAGCCUGUCAGACUAUAGCAGAUAUCCCAAGCAGCCACACCCUUGAGGGACCAGAGAGAGACCAGAUACCAGAGAGAGAGACCAGCAUGUGUGCGUGUGUGUCCUGGUCUGUGAUGUGGGUCUCUCCUGCUGUGUUCUGGGUGGGUGUCAGCUGGUGUCAGCUCUCCAACUGUCUACUGUUACUCUCCACGUAGGAAACGAGAUCUUAAUCGCCACUAAGCAGAUCUUUAUUUAUUCACGUACUUGAUGGUUUAAUUUAUUUGUGACAGUCACUGUCACCCCCUCCCAAUCUCUUGUCCGUCUCCCUCUCUCUCUCUCUUUCCCUCUCUCUCUCUCUAUCUCUCUCUCUCUCCCUCCCUUCCCUCUCUGUCACCAGUAUUUAUGAAGGAUAAUGCACUCGUUUUCCUAUCCCCCUUUCUCUACCGUCCACUGUAGGUCCUCUUAAUUCUGCAGAGUCUCUCUGUUUAUUAAGGACAUUAGCGUUAAUUUGACUGCUACCUACCUAUUUAAAAAUCUACCCACAUGAUUUAUAUACUUUAUAUAAGUUUAAGAAGUAGAACCGAGAGAUGUUGUGGUUCUAUGGUGUUCUAUGUUCCGCCAAUGAAGCAGUGAUGUGCUAUUUUCUAAUAUAUUAUGUGUUUUGGGAAGGGAGUGACAAAGUUGUUGAUGAAUGCUGAGUGCUGACGUCUCUGACCCCCGCCUACCCUGACCCCCCUCCUUAACCCCCCCCCCCCCCCCCUCUUCCCCCUCCCCCCCAGCAGAAGGCGUUACUCCAAGCUCUCCAUUGUCCUUCAACUCUGCACUUCCUGUUGUGUUGGUGAGGAUGGUGUCCUAUUUUCUGUGUCGAACACUGUUACUUUGUAUGUGCGUCUUUGUUUUUUGUAUGAAUCAUAUUUAUUUCAUUAUUUUUGUAGUCAGAUAACUAUUUGAUUUUGAUUGUAUUUUUCUAUUUUGAUUGGGUUGUUGUUCUGUUGUGUGUCCCCUUGUAUUUGAUUAACUUGGCGGGGUUCUGUUCAAAGAUACCAAUAACCGUGUUGUUAUAAUAUGAUAUAAUAUAUAAGUACACAUUUCGUUUGAAGGAAGAAAACAUCGUAGGUUGUAAUAUUCAUGGAAGACACUUGAGAUUCUCUGUAUGAAAGCCUUUGGUUGGCUCCACUCAAAGACACUCUGAAACUUGAAUAUAACACAUUUUGCAAGGCUGGAUUACCUCGAAUCUGUGUUGUGACGUGCAAUACUGUUUCUAAUGUUUGUAUAAAAAGUAUGAAUUACAGUGUAAACCUUUUUAAUGCAGAAUUAUUUUUUUCAUUGCAUAUUUUGCAAAUUUCUGAUCCAGUGUCAUUUUUUACUGUCAGAAAAGAAAACCCUUUUUUUUCAUUGCAACUAUUUUUAAAUCCAAAAUAUCUUUGUACUGAUGUAAAUGAUUGUAGUUAUUUUAGUGUUUUGCUAACAAAUGGACCGACUUUUCAUGCAUAUUUCUAUUUUAUUUUAUUCUGUUUUAUUUCGUUUUUUAUUUCACUAAAUAGGAGUUCUUUUAAUAAGUUUUCAUAUUAAGUAUCAUUGAUAUAAUUUGAUAUUCAGUAUUUUUAUGUGAAAAAAAGAAUAUAUAUAAUUUAAAGAUCGCUGAUGGCUAAGAUAUUAUUUUAUGUUUAAUCAUUUUUAACUCAAAAUCUUUGUAAUAUUAUUGUUAAAGUAACACAUUUCUAAAUCAGAGUCUGUGUAUAGAUUCACAAAAAAGUGGUUUAUGGGGUGUUUAUGGAUUGUAAUUACUGACUGGUUCUUUGAUAUGCAAAAUGAAUAUAAUGUCGAUUUUUAUUUUUGUUUCGUAUUUAAAUGGGAUGAUUGAUAACAAUCUUUUUGCUUUGAUUUCCUGAAUAAAGACCGUUCUGUUGGAACACGUGA
Messenger RNA from Hypomesus transpacificus, 6062 nucleotides. Its product is annotated as cytoplasmic polyadenylation element-binding protein 2-like. Lineage: Eukaryota; Metazoa; Chordata; Actinopteri; Osmeriformes; Osmeridae. Gene Ontology annotation, cellular component: cytoplasm; neuron projection; nucleus. Gene Ontology annotation, molecular function: ribosome binding; translation factor activity, RNA binding; mRNA regulatory element binding translation repressor activity. The coding region runs from base 508 to 2757 and encodes 749 amino acids. Gene Ontology annotation, biological process: negative regulation of cytoplasmic translation. The record is from RefSeq and is a predicted model, not a curated record. The transcript has 10 exons.